AUGGAGGAAUGGAAGUGGCUCGACAAGUACAUCUGCCAGGUGCUUUUAACUGAAGAGGACUUAAUCUGCGGCAAUGCAAUUGCAGCAAUAGUGCAUCGCAGUGAGCAAGAUGCCAUUUUCCAGCGACUGUCGUAUGCAGAGUUCCCUAAACACAUACAGAGGUCUGUAAGAUGCUUGUAUCUCGCAUCACAUUCUGGUGCAAGUUGGCAGCGAGGCAGCAUGGAACGGUACUAUUGCGACUUGCAGGUGGUGAAUUCCGGCCCUCCGACUCGCAUCUUCUUUGAUGUAGAUAUUAACGUGCAGCACUUUCGUAUCGAAUGGCAUUACUCUUCAAGCGAAUCAUGUGGAAGUUCUCUGCAACAGUUGACAAAUAUCACGGAGUCGACAAUGCAAUUGGGAGAAAGGCGUCUUGCAGACUACGACUGUGUAGUAGUAGAUGCCGAUUAUGGAAAUGCUUAUCGAAUGUACAGAGGCAUGGAGGAGCUCGUGAGUAGUAUGAUCCCGCACCAAACAUUCAUCACGACUGGUUGGUUGUAUUACUCCAGGCGUCUCGUGACCAGUCUCGAUCGCAUGAAGGAGAUGUUUUGGUGUUUAGGUGGGUUUUAUGACAACCCACUUCUUCAAACCUCUUCCAGUUGGCGAAUUUGGUGCAAGCAUGGUAUGGUUGACGACACUCUUAGUUGGAAUUUGGUGGAGAUGAUGCGGUGGGCCUGCCUCGAUGUCUUCUGGAAAAGAAGUGGACCAGUACGUCGCUGA
Molecule: messenger RNA, 756 nt
Organism: Echinococcus granulosus
Lineage: Eukaryota; Metazoa; Platyhelminthes; Cestoda; Cyclophyllidea; Taeniidae
Exons: 1
Coding region: 1-756 (251 amino acids)
Source: RefSeq, a predicted model, not a curated record